AUGGGUGGGGUGGGCAAGACAACCCUUGCUCAACUUGUAUACAAUGAUGCUAGAGUGGAUCAGAAUUUUGAUUUGAAAGCAUGGGUGUGUGUUUCUGAUGACUUUGAUAUUUUUUUGAUAACAAAAAGAAUUGUUGAGGCUGUUACGACAUCAACUAAUCAAAUUAAUGAACUUAAUCAACUUCAAAUCAAGUUGAAAGAGAGCCUAGCAGGGAAGAAAUUUCUGAUUGUUUUAGACGAUGUUUGGAAUGACAAUUCAAUUCACUGGAACCUAUUAAGAAGACCUUUUAGAAUUGGAGCACAGGAAAGUAGAAUUAUCGUAACCACACGCAUUGAUAAAGUUGCAUUAGUCAUGGGCACUAUUCCUAGUUAUUGUCACUUGAAGCAAUUGUCAUUGGAAGAUUGUUGGUCAUUAUUUGCAAAACAUGCAUUUGAGAAUGGAGAUUAUAUGGCUCAUCCAGACCUAGAGAUAAUUGGUAGAGAAAUUGUGAAGAAGUGUGGAGGCCUACCUUUAGCGGUAAAAUCACUUGGAGGUCUCUUGCGGUCUAAAUUGGAAACUGAGGAAUGGGAAAAUAUAUUAAAAAGCGAGAUAUGGGACUUGGAUCCUAACACUCUUCCAGCUUUAAGAUUGAGCUAUCAUUAUCUUCCUUCGCAUUUAAAGCGAUGCUUUGCAUAUUGUUCAAUAUUUCCUAAAGAUUACAAAUUUGAAAAAGAACGAUUAGUCCAUUUAUGGAUAGCCCUUGAUCUUGUGCAACAACCCAAAAAUAAUAUAUUAUUGGAAGAUGCAGGUAAUUACUACUUUCGUGAACUAUUGUCAAGGUCUUUCUUUCAGAAAAUAAGUCAUAACACUAAGUCUGAUUAUGUAAUGCAUGGCCUAAUCCAUGAUUUAGCUCAACAGAUAUCUAGAGAGUUUUGUUUUAGGUUGGAAGAUGGCAAACCCCUUAAUCAUGUAUGUGAAAAAGUUCGUCAUUUCUCGUAUGCUAAGGGUGUAUAUGAUGGAUUCGAGAAAUUCAAGGCUGUUAAUGAGGUUAAGUAUUUACGGACCUUAAUAUCAUUUGAUGAAAAAGCAUAUUGUUUCUUAGGCAAUAAGGUACUACGUGAUCUGUUGCCAAGCCUGAGAUGCUUAAGGGUGCUAUCUUUGUCUCAUUACUGGAUUUCUGAAUUGCCUCAAUCGAUUGAAAAUUUGAUACUUUUACGCUAUUUAGACGUCUCUUGGACAAAAAUCAGACGGUUACCUGAUGCGGUAACAACCUUGUGCAAUUUACAGAUAUUAGAUUUGUCAUAUUGUCGGGAUCUCACUGAAUUGCCUCUGAAUAUGGGUAAACUAAUAAACUUGCGUUAUCUGGAUGUCAGAGGAACAACAUUAACUGAAAUGCCGAUACAAUUGAGCAGACUGAAAAAUCUCCAACAUUUAACAUAUUUUGUAGUUGGCAAGAAUAGUGGAUCAAGGAGUAAUGGAUUGAAGGAACUGUGUCAUCUUCGGGGGGAACUUCUCAUUUCAGGGCUUCAAAAUAUGACAAGUGGUCUCGAUGCAUCAGAAGCCAAUCUAAAAGGAAAGGAGCACCUUGAAGGGUUAGAGUUCAAAUGGGAUGGUGAUGCUAAUGAUUCACACAAAGAAAGAGAUGUACUUGACAGGCUACAACCUCAUGCUAGGGUGAAGGAUCUACGCAUCAUUAACUAUGGGGGCACAAGAUUUCCGAAUUGGUUAGAGAGAACUCGUUCGUUUCAUAACAUGGUGUCCUUAAAAUUAAUAAGGUGUGGAAAUUGCUAUUCUUUGCCAUCGAUUGGCCAACUACCCUCUCUAAAGUAUCUAAGAAUUGAAGGGAUGAAAGCAAUAACUAAGGUGAGUCAGGAAUUCUAUGGGGAUGCUGAUUCUUCAAUGAAACCAUUUCAAUCUCUCGAGACACUAAGCUUCAAAGAAAUGGAAGAGUGGGAGGAAUGGGAUGCAUUAGGUGCUGGAGAGUUCUCUCGCCUUUUAGAACUUUCUUUGGUCGAUUGCUCUAAGCUAACCGGUGAAUUACCCAGUCAUGUCCUUUCUUUAAGAAAAAUAGAAAUUUCUGGAUGCCAACAGCUUGUGCCAGAUCAAGUGAGGCAGCUGCUGCUACACCGACCUCAUCUUGAGGAAUUGAAUAUUUCAGAUAUGUCAAACUUCAUGGAAUUUCAGCCGGAAUUGUGCAAUUUAAUGAAACUUGAAAGGUUGACGAUAAAGAAAUGCCCGAGCCUUGUGUCAUUUCUGGAUGUGGGAUUGCCGUCCCUAGCAGCAGUACCAAAGGGAAUAAAUAUGAAUAUGAAUAUGAUGGGCAUCAACAAUUGCCUUCAAGAGUUGCGCAUCUAUGAUUGUUCAUCUCUUCUUCAGUUGUCUUUCCUCAUUGAUGGUCUACCUGCUCCCACAUUGAAAACACUUGAGAUCUCCUCCUGUAGUCGUAUAGAAUUUUCCCUGACGGAGCAUAAUCACCACACAUGUUCCAUUGAAAAUCUGAUUGUAUACAACUGUGACCUUCUCAAGUCAUUGUCAUUGGGAUUAUUCCCAAAGCUUCGUUAUCUCAAGAUCUCAGGGAACAUAAAUUUUGAAACGCUUUCAAUUCGAGAUGGCGAAGAGCUUCAAAAUCUGAUGGAGCUUAAAAUAGAUGAUUGCCCUAAAAUGGUAUACUUUCCCCAUGGUGAUGGAGGAAGAUUAUUGCCUGCUCCCAAUCUGACGUAUUUGAGAAUCAGUUUUUGCAAUAAUUUGAAGUCGCUGCCGCAACAAAUGCACACCCUCCUCCCAUCUCUUGAAAGAUUGUAUAUAUGGAACUGUCCAGAAGUUGAAUCCUUUCCAGACGGAGGUUUGCCGUCCAACUUAACUACACUUUGGGUCUGUAAUUGUGAGAAACUGAUGAAGGGUCGGAUCGGUUGGGGUUUGCAAACACCUUCGUCUCUUAAAGAAUUCGAUAUCUGGGGUGAAUAUGAGGAAGAAAUGUUGGAGUCAUUUCCAGAGGAGUGGCUAUUACCCACCACUAUUACCACUCUUUGGAUUGCAAAACUUCCAAAUCUGAAAUCAGUGAACCACAAGGGCCUUCAACACCUCACCUCUCUUACAAGUCUAUACCUGCAUGAAUGCCCAAAGCUCCAGUCAUUGCCAAAAGAGGGGCUGCCCAACUCCCUCUCUUUUCUGCAGAUACAGAAUUGUCCAUUGCUGAAACCACGCUGCCAAAGGGAUAAUGGGAAAGAUUGGCCCAAGAUUUCCCAAAUCCCCUGGAUAAGCCUUGAUGGUGAAGACAUCAUAAACUUAGAGUGA
Cornus florida is the source of this 3273-nucleotide messenger RNA. Its product is annotated as putative disease resistance protein At3g14460. Gene Ontology annotation, molecular function: ADP binding. NCBI's taxonomy places the organism in Eukaryota, Viridiplantae, Streptophyta, Magnoliopsida, Cornales, Cornaceae. The record is from RefSeq and is a predicted model, not a curated record. The transcript has a single exon. Bases 1 to 3273 code for a protein of 1090 amino acids. Gene Ontology annotation, biological process: defense response to other organism.